Parnassius mnemosyne (clouded apollo) is the source of this 3309-nucleotide messenger RNA. Lineage: Eukaryota; Metazoa; Arthropoda; Insecta; Lepidoptera; Papilionidae. The record is from the annotation of a GenBank genome assembly.
AUUACUUAAUUAAUUUUAAUUUAUGAACAGAAGUCCUUUAGCCUUUAAUUUUACAAUUCUGACUUAAAGGGGGAUCUUCUAACUUUUAAGAUAUAUAAAGGACUUGGUUUCCUCAUAAUUAGUAAUUUGUAAAAACUAAAAAUAAACUUUGACUGCAAGUUUCCGGUAGCCGAUUUAUCAAUAGCUUAAAUGUCACACAAACCGACACCUUAUAGCCCAAAUUUUCCUCCUGGGCAAGGCUAUAUGUCACCAAUGGAAAGAGAAAAGCAGAAUGAAAGUUAUCCAAUGAAUCCACAAGGAGGCUAUCCUGGUCCUCCACCAAACCAAAUGCCACAACCUGGACCAGCUCUACCACCAGGAGCACAGCCGCUGCCAGGAAUGCCACCUGGUUUCCAACCUGGAUAUCAAGUAGGAUUUCAGCCUGGCUAUCAACCUGGAUACCAACCUGGUUUUACGCCAGGCUAUCCUCAUCCACAAUCUGGUUACCCUGCACCAGUCAUGCAACAACCAGCACCUCAAGGCCCUCCCGGUGGAUGGAUGACUAUUCCACGAGGGCUCAGCAAUUGUCCACCAGGCUUGGAAUACCUUUCUAUGAUUGAUCAGUUGCUGGUGCAUCAAAAAGUUGAAUUACUAGAAUCUUUUGUCGGAUUCGAAACCAAUAAUAAAUACACUGUGAAAAACAAUAUUGGCCAAAAAGUAUAUUUUGCUGUAGAAGACAAUGAUUGCUGUACUAGAAACUGUUGCGGUCCGAUGCGUCCAUUUGAAAUGAAGAUAUUUGAUAAUUUUCAAAAUGAGGUUAUUCACCUUCAUCGCCCUUUAGCUUGUGACUCCUGCUGGUGCCCGUGUUGGUUACAAAGCAUGGAAGUUUCGGCUCCUCCAGGAACAGUUAUUGGAUCCAUUGAACAAGAAUGGUCUAUCUGUAAACCUUGCUAUGUUAUCAAAAACUCAGCGGGUGACAUUGUUUUAAGAAUCAAAGGACCUCUUUGCACAUACUCUAUUUGCGGUAAUGUUGAAUUUAAUGUGUAUUCUAAAGACGGCGACACAAAAGUUGGAAAGAUUACAAAGCAGUGGUCAGGGCUUGCACGUGAGGUAUUCACUGAUGCUGACUACUUCGGCAUAACACUUCCUAUGGACUUAGAUGUGAGGAUAAAGGCAGUUCUGUUGGGAGCGUGUUUCUUGAUUGAUUUCAUGUUUUUCGAAAAAAGCAGAAACCAUGAACAAGAUGGUCCAGGAAUGCUCUAAAUUAAAAUAAAUCAAAGAAACUACGUUUUACUUUACCAUUUAUAUAUCUUUACAUAACGUUUUGUUAGUUUAUAUAUAUAUAUAUAUAUAUAUACUUAAAAAUUGUAAUUUUAUGUUGACAUUUAAGAAUAAUUUUUCAUUUUAUUUAAUUGUAUUAUUAAGUCGUAGUAUUAAUAAUGGAAAACAAACAAACUUUAGUGUUAAAAAAGGCUUUCUUGCUUUGUGUACUAAUUCUUAUGAUUUUUAUAUUUGCGUUUUUUACUAUUUUUUUCUGAUGUGUUUAUAAUUUGUAUUUAUAUGAAGAUUAUUAGUUAAGGACUUCGUAAAUUGAGCACAAUUUAUUUUUGUGGUUGGGUUAAGCACUUGUACUUGUUUUACAAUAUUAUUUUAAAUUUAAAAAAUUAUGACAAGAAUGAAGAUGAAGUUUCACCAAGUUACAACAAUCGCAAAUAUAAAUUAUAACAGAACUUUAACAUUUCUAAUAUAUUGUUUUACUUGGGAAUAUUAUAUAAUCUUUGAUCAAUAAAAACAUUGAUACACCACGAGCGCUCAUAAUACGGCAUUGUAAAUUUCUAGUAACCGUAACUUUAGCUCAGUCGCGUGCGGCAAGCUGAAACAUGCCUAAGUAUUCAUUAACAUCCUCGAAAUCUUUUUUCGUUAAAUCGAUUUAUUCUACAGUUUUUCACUCUUUCUUUGUAAAAUAAUUACUCAAAACGGCAGAAAUUAUUAUUUUUCAAAAUAACUUGCAAUAACAGUUAGUGGUGUUGUUGUCUCUUUCACACGUUUUGAAAUUACGGAGUGAAAUUCUCAGAAAAAUUACUUCAAUUGUUUAGUCUAAGACCGCAACAUCCAUACUUGUAUGUUAAAAUAAAGCUUCCAUUCUUUGAUCUUAUAGUUGAGUUUAUUACAGCUUUGGUAGAUAUAUAUAACUAUAGUUUCAUAAAGUACAAAUAAAUUUUUUAAGUCCAAAUUUUAAGAGAUGUAACUGUUAUUAUUGAUCAAAGGAUAUAAGUCAUUAGUUUUCUGUUUUAUUUUAUGUUUUCACAUCUAGUAUUGUGUGUCAAAAUGUGUCUCCACUUGGUGCUUUACUAUAGCCGACGCCAACGCUUUAUAUAUUAUGACUAUAGUAGAAGCCAACACUUAGCGGCAGUCACCACCAAAAACAUGUGAACGGCGAUGUUGUACUCUCGCAUGCACUUACUGAUCUUAUGGAUGUCCUAAUGAUGCGCUGCAUUCCUAUCGUUAACGCUAAUUUCCAGUUAGUGUUGAAAAAUUAACAAUUUCUUUUAUGUUUAAGAAUUUGUUAUUAUUAUUAAUAAUAAUUUAUACAAUAAUCUAUACUAAAGUUAUAAAUAAAAGAAAACUGUAUAACUAAAAUAAAUAAUAACAAUUUUUACUCCAAAUCCUCAAAGAUUUAAUAAGUUCAAUUUCAUUUUAAAAUUAUAGUUUAAGCAUUAUUUAAUGAGUCUUUAUGGAAAAUUAAAAAAUAAAAGAACUUGAAAUUCAUUUUUCAAACCGCAAUGGUAGCCUUGAGCGAACGCGCUCGAUCUAUCGACAACGUGUUCUGCACAACCCUAGCUCUUACUAGCUAUGAGCAUUAUAACGUAUAGACAGUUAUGGAAACGUCUAUUUACUUUAUAACGUAUAGAUAGUUAUACAUAACGUUCAUAACUGUCUAUUUCUUAUAACGAUCCGCAACGCACAGAGUACCUUUAAACCGCAACGCUGCAACGUGAUAGUUAUACAUAACGCUCAUAACUGUCUAUUUCUUAUAACGAUCCACAACGCACAAAGUACCUUUGAACCGCAACGCUGCAACGUUGUGACGUUGCGUUGGCUUGGAAUCGUGAUUCGUGAUAUUAAAACAUCACGCACUCGCUGCCGUACAAAAAUAAAUGUUAUGCCAUGUACGAUAAGAACGAAACUGCAGCGGGGUUCAUAUUGAAACGUGUAGGUGAGAGAAGCGAAAUUCGAGAAAUAAGUUUAUUUCUUUCUUUUUCAUAUAGAUACAUGUAUAACUAUCUCAAAUUGUCAAUGUGUCUUUUUUAAUAAAGCAAUUUUAGACCU